Messenger RNA from Tupaia belangeri chinensis (Chinese tree shrew), 1965 nucleotides. It is a transcript of the gene RUSC1, whose product is annotated as RUN and SH3 domain containing 1. Gene Ontology annotation, cellular component: cytoplasmic vesicle. The record is from RefSeq and is a predicted model, not a curated record. The transcript is spliced from 9 exons. Gene Ontology annotation, molecular function: protein binding. The coding region runs from base 155 to 1456 and encodes 433 amino acids. NCBI's taxonomy places the organism in Eukaryota, Metazoa, Chordata, Mammalia, Scandentia, Tupaiidae.
CACCUCCCUUUCCUAGCCCAGUCAUCUCCCGCCCCACAGGCCCCAGCCGGGCAGGCGGGAGGUGAGCGCCGCUGUCCCCCUCCGGGACUUCCGGCAUCGAGGAGUCCGUAGUUCCUGGUCAUUUGCCGGCGUUUCCGGGGCCCAGCGGCUGUGGAUGGCAGAAGCCCAGGGUGGGACUGGACAGCUGCAGGAGCAGAAGAAAGGUCUCCUGAUAGCCGUCAGCGCCUCCGUGGAUAAGAUCAUCUCCCACUUCGGGGCCGCCCGGAACUUGGUUCAGAAGGCCCAGUUGGGGGAUAGCCGACUGAGCCCGGAUGUUGGGCACCUGGUGCUGACCACCCUCUGCCCGGCCCUCCACGCCCUGGUGGCCGACGGGCUGAAGCCUUUCCGGAAGGAUCUCAUCACCGGGCAACGCAGGAGCAGCCCCUGGAGCGUGGUGGAGGCGUCGGUGAAGCCAGGCUCCAGCCCCUGUGCCCUGGGCACCCUGUACAGCCAGGUCAGCCGUCUGGCCCCGCUGAGCAGCAGCCGCAGCCGCUUCCAUGCCUUCAUCCUGGGCCUCCUCAACACGAAGCAGCUGGAGCUGUGGUUUUCCAGUCUCCAGGAAGAUGCAGGCCUGCUGUCCCUGCUGUACCUGCCCACGGGAUUCUUCUCCCUGGCCCGGGGCGGCUGCCCCUCCCUGUCCACGGAGCUGCUGCUCCUGCUCCAGCCGCUGUCAGUGCUCACCUUCCACCUGGACCUGCUCUUUGAGCACCACCACCACCUGCCCCUGGGCCCGCCUCAGGGCCCAGCCCCUGCAGGCCCGCCUCCAGCCCUGCAGCAGACUGUGCAAGCCGUGCUGCACUGGGGGGGCCGGCUGGCCCAGAGCCUUCGGGGAGCCUCUGGGGAGGCCGCGCCGGGCCCUGUGGCUGCCCCCAGCCCUCCUGCAACAGGCAGCUGGUGGGAACAGCUGACCCAGGCCUCCCGGGUCUAUGCCUCUGGGGGCACAGAGGGCUUCCCUCUUCCCCGGUGGGGACCCAGGCGUCGUGGGACUGCAGCCGAGAGUGCACAGGAGAGACCCCCACCCGCAGAGGAAGCAGCGCCAGGCAGAGGCGUGUGGCUGGGGAGGCUGUUUGGAGUGCCUGGGGGCGCCACGGAGACUGAGAAUGGAGCCAUCAAGUCCAGGAGACCAUCCAGCUGGCUGCCCCCAACAGUGAGUGUGUUGGCUCUGGUGAAGCGGGGGGCACCCCCUGAGACUCCUUCUCCUCCUGAGGAACUCGAGGUCUCGGUGCCCAGUGUGGUGCAGAACCACAGGGCGGUUCGGGCUCUCUGUGACCACACCGCGGCGGGACCUGACCAGCUGAGCUUCCGGCGCGGGGAAGUGCUGCGUGUCAUCGCCACAGUGGAUGAGGACUGGCUCCGCUGCGGGAGGGAUGGCACGGAGGGGCUGGUGCCUGUGGGGUACACCUCCCUUGUUCUCUAGCCCUGGGACCUUUUCCUUUCCUGCGUAUGCGUCUCCCCAUCACCUGGGAAUGGAGUGGCCCGCGAACACUAACCCAUGUACACAGCAGCGUUCUCCUCGUCUGCAAGGUGACGUUUCCCACACGCACUCCUGCUAAGAUUGAAAAUAAACUUUCCUUCUUCCCUCCCAUGCCCAUCUGUAAGGUGAAAUCUGCUCUUCUGCAAAUAUUUAAAAAGAAUCCCCUCCAUGCAGCCCCUUUCCUCUUUCCUUCCUGUAAGAGGGGGCGUCUUUCUAUCCGCGCAGUGGAAACCCAGCCUCCUCCACCUUCGCCAUCCGGUGGACUUGCCGGUACAGUAGAUGCCGCGGUGUCCUCCCUGCGAAUGGAGCCGCCCCGCCUCCCGCGUUGCCUGUAUUCAUGAUGUACUCACACUGUACGCUGUGCGAGGCGCCGAAGCCUGGGCACCCCUGGGCGGGCUGCGGUGUUGGUCUGCCUCCUUCCUCCUUUGUCCCAAUAAAGUGCGGGAGUCCAG